UUUCCGGUUUAUCACGUGAUGGUCGGUUUGUUGGAACUUUCAACGUAACAGUAUUAUUUUCUCCAAAAUAAUUUACCCUUCAGCUAGCAAUUAUGGUUUGUGGCGGCUUUUCGUGUUCAAAAAAUGCUUUGGCAGCAUUGAAUGUGUUAUAUUUCAUUGUAGCCUUGAUUUUAAUUGGUGUCGCAGCAUAUAGCCAGGUCGUGUCAAUCAUUGUCAGUUUGUCAUUAGUGGGAGGAGUUAUUGCUUCUGGGGUGUUCCUGAUGCUGAUAGCUAUCAUUGGUUAUGUAGGAGCUGUUAAACAUCACCAAGUCUUGCUGUUUUUUUACAUGGUAAUAUUAUUUCUACUGUUCCUGUUCCAGUUCUCUAUAGCAUGUGCCUGUCUUGCAGUCAAUGCUGAUCAGCGUAGUUACUUUGCAAAUCAAGCCUGGACUGCAGCUAGUGAAAAGUCAUUAACAGCUGUCCAAAACAAAUAUGAUUGCUGUGGAUAUUCUGAUCCAAUAAAAUACCCUCAUCCUUCCUGUGCAAAAUUGGCAUGCUGUAACAAUUCAACUAAACCUGCUGAUCCUGUCUGUUCAAAGGAUUUUAAACCAAAUGAAACAUUAACAUAUAAUGGAAUUUGUAAACCAUGUGAAUCAGAGAUGAAAGAGGCCAUACACACAGCUUUCUCUAGCACUGGUGGAGUUGGUCUCUUCUUCAGUUUUACAGAGAUCAUUGGUGUUUGGAUAACAAUACGUUAUAGAAACCAAAAAGAUCCGCGAGCAAAUCCAAGCUCAUUUCUUUAACAUUAAUUAUUGGAGUGAUGAUAGCAAUGCGGUACAGAAACCUGAAAGAUCCUUUAGCAAAUCCAAAUGCUUUUCUUUGAUACAUUUACUGUGUAGUAAUAAGACAUUUUUCCAUGUCCUACAGUUCUGUAGCCAUGCUCACAAAAAAUGAUCUCAACAGAAACUUGUGUAAUUUUGUUAUUAUUUUUUAAAAUGUAGGGAAAAGUUAGAAAAGAAGGAUACACUAAUGUAAUUAUAAGAUCUCAAAACCAAUUUCACUAAAAUCUACAAAACUUAUCCUACUAACAAGAAUUUUACAAGAAAACUUAAAUUCCUUAACCUAUUACAAUGUAUAUAAAUUUUGAGACGGAAAAAAAAUUAAAACAAAAAGAAAUUUUUAUCCAUUUUUUUUUAAUUUUGAAUUAUAUAUUUAUACAGUAAGUGUAUCUCAUUUUAAAAAGCAUAUCUUUUUUGUGAAAAUGGCUACACACUUGCUCAAAACAUUUGAAUUCAGAGGUUGAUGUAUCCUCUUGAAUCUAUUUUCAUCUUUCUAUGAUAUAGUAAAGAGCCAUUGUUGAAUGAUAUGUACAUGUACUUACACUCUGUUAUUGAUGAUAUAUUUAAAUGUGCAAUACGUACAUAUGAUAUAUGUACAAAAAACUUGGUAAUACUUUAGAAACACCACUUUCAAUUAGAUAUUCCUAUGAAAUUUUUGUUUCAUGAAAGUCUCCUCUUUAAAAAAAACCAACAAAAUAAAUGUACUGAUCAUUUUAUUUCGGUCCUGUCUUAAGAAAUGAUUAACAUUUCUAGCCAUUCCAUUUUAGCAUGAUAAUCGGUCUUAAUUUGUGAACACUGCUGUUUUUUGUAAUAUAAAUGAUACUGGAACAGAAAUGGAAAGAAGGAAUGAUUGCCCACAGGUCCAGAUUUCUGAGAACGUUUUUUUCAACCUUCAUGUAUAUAUUCUGCAAAUAUUUCAAAAUGGGAUUUAUAUUCUGCAUAUAUUUCAAAAUGGGUUUUUAUAUUCUGCAUAUAUUUCAAAAUGAGAAUUCCACUUAAUUUAUGAUUCAAAAUUUGUUAAACAUAUUCUAAAUCUCUUGCUGGUGCCUUAAUAUCGGAUGUUCUUAUUUCAAUCCCUGUUUACUGACAUUACUGCAAGCUCACAUUACCUGGUUCAACAUUGGAACCUUAUACAUCAAAAUUAGGUUUUUCGAGUAUCGCUAAAGAAAGUCGUGUUUAAACAGUGUUUACCAGUUUCCACAGGAAACAGAAUAAUUGAAUUAAAGCACAAUCUCUGUAUUUAGCAUUGUUAUCAUUGAAUGAUUGUGUGUAGUUGGAUUGUAAGAAUCAAUUGAACAAGUCUGAUAAAAGUUAUUGUCAGUUAUAAAAUGAUUUGAAAAUGUUUCUUUAUAUUAUUGUGUCUUAGUUAUCUCAAUGAAAGGGGUUGAUGCUAUUUUGUGUAAUUGCUGUCAGUAUAGAAAAAUAAAUUUGUAUUGAUAUGUGUGUUGUGAAAAUGUUCAAGAUGAAAAUUUCUGAUGAAGAUGUUUAAAUACAUUAAAGUGAAUAAAUGUUUGUGAACAGAUAGUUCUAAGAUAUAACAGUUUCUUGAAAACUUUCAAGAAAAAAUUAUUUUCAGAUGGUAUGGUAAAGGAAUAAUUGAUAUACACAAAAUGUAUUUACAAUGAAAUCUAUGAUGAGUUUAUUUACAAUUUGUUGGCUUUUGAAAAAAGAAAUUAGCAUUAAAGAGGUAAAAAAGUCAAAUACCGGUAGUCAAAAUAUUAAUUUUUGUACAAUAGUUGAUAGUCAUACAGUUGUAAAGGACUGAAUAUUUUACCUGUUACCAAUUGUUUAAAAUUAUGUGUAUUUUUCAAUAUUGAUAUAUAUAUAAAAUUGUUUCUAAGUUGGUAUGGGAAAAGCACAUGCACACAAGUCUGACUGUAGUUACUACAUAUAUAUGCAAAAGUUCAGAUUCAAGUUCAACAGUCAAAAACCUAGCAAUUUCAAUCUAAUAGUUUUUGAAAUCUGAAAUAUCAUAUGGAAGAAUUUUUAAGUCUUUGGAUGAAGAUUGCUGAUGAUAUGGAAUGUUUUUUGCAUUAUUUUUAUGAAAUGUUUGCCAAUCAGAUUUAAUUGUAAUUUUAUAUAUAUAUAUGUAUUGGAUUACAAUCUUCAUAAUGCAGUGCUUUUGAAAUCCAGAUUGUAAUUUUAAUUCUUGGUUGUCAGUCUCUUAUAAAUUAAGGGUUUUUUUGGCAUUAUUUCAUUAUUGUAUCAGCUAGUUGGAUAUAAGAUUACAGCUCAGAUCUAGAUUAAAAAAAAAUAAGACUGAAAUAUGUAAUUUUGUAAAUAGAUAGGGUUUGGAUAUUAAAACUUCCAUGACAUUCCUUUUGAUAAUAUCAAAUGAACAAGUCCUUUCCAACUGGUCAGUGUAUCAGCCAAGCAUGCCUGGUCAUAGUAGUGGGUAUAAUAUAAAAUGGUUAAUUUAUAUAAUGGUUGUGAGAUUGUUAAAGGGCAAGGUGAAUUUUUUAAUGUCAUAAUAAAAUUGUAUGUUUGUGUAUAUAUUUAUAUCGAGAGAAACUGCCUGAUAGAAAAGUUGUACUUAAACUCUAAAUGGUUCAUGGGGUUAUCAGUUAUUUUAAACUUGAUGUGUGCUUUUUGAUUACUUAUAAAUAUUGCUAAUUUGAACUUCUAAUAUCAAGCUCAAAAGUUGAAUAUUAAAAUCUGUAAAAAUAUGUAAUAGAUAAUCACAUGUCAUUUUGCAUGUUGGGCCUGGUACCUUCCAUUAAAUGAUAUCAGACCCAUCAGUUUUGAUAUUACACCAGGUCUAAUAUGUGAAAAAUGUGUAAUAAUCUAUAAAUUAUGAUCAUGUGCUAUCAGUAUUAGUUGCCAAUAUCUGAAGGUUGUUUUUUUUUUUACAGAAUCAAACUAAAAACUCUACCAAUUUCUCAAAUUUUCAUCUUGACAGUUAAAAAUGAAUGGAAAAAUUAUUGACAAAUAUUUUGAUAGCUGCAGAUCAAUUGAAAUAUGAUAGAGUAUUAUAUUUAAAAAAUAAUACAAGUAUUAAAAUUCAGUUAAAUUUUGCCAAAAUCUAUUUUACUACCUCUGAUAGGAUUCUCUAGUGAAAGUCAUUUUCCAGAACUUUUCAAAUACUUUAAGAAAAUACAGUUUUUUAUAUGUUUUAUUAUAGCAUAUUUGAAAAUACCAUUAUCUUGUAACAACGCAAUGUAACUAGAUUGUACUCUAGGACUCCUACAUCUAAUGGUAACAGUGAAUAUGUUUCUAUUGUCAGUUUGUUUGACUUUAGAGUCUGUUGAGCCACAUAAGAUGAAAGGGGAUAUAAAUUAUGGACAGUAUAAGCCCAUUCAAUCUUAAAAAGAGACCCAAGUGAUGAAAAUUAGGUAGUUUUAGCAAAGUUUAAAUCAGUACCGACAGAUUGUGUGAAAGUGAUUUGUUAAUAUUAUUGUUUUUAGUAUAUGCAAUAUACAUCAUGGGUAAAGUAUUUUAUCACUCAUCAUAUGACACAAUACAUGUACAUGUUCAUGUGUGCUAAUUUUUUUCCAAAUUUAUUUUUAUUUUAUUGAGCAAUAAUAUUAGAAUUAUUAUGUAGAAAAUAAUCAUUUAUUCGUAUAAAAAUCAGCUGUUUGACAAAUGUAACUUAUUCAUCACCCCUAUAGAAUGUAAACUACAUGUUUUUAAUUAUAUUUAAAAUAAUAACAAAUAAACAUUUGCACAAUUAUACCUUGACCAUGGAAUACACAAAAUAUUAAGGUUAAUGAAUAAUAAAGAACUUUGAAGAAAAAGUAAUAGUAGACAAGGACCUAUUGUUAAAACUUUUUGCUCUUUUAUUUGAUUUCUUAUCCAAGUAAAAAUUGGUAAGAAUUUGUUUCUUUUCCUCAUAACUUACAUGCACAGGCACUUGUCUAAGAAAAACAAAUUCCUAUAUACCUUAAUAUAACAGUAUAACAGUGUUAUAUUAAGGUAUAAAGGAAAUUUUUUUCUGAGACAAGUGCCUGUGCUUACAUGAUAGGUUAUUAAGUAAUGUGUGUUGAAAUUUUUUACAUUAAACAUAUAGACUAAUAACUAUUGUUUCAUUCCGGGAUCAAAUUGACUUGGAAAAAAUAUUCCCAAAAUAUAAUUUUAUGGCAAAUAUAAUGAAUUAUUAUAAAAUUAAUUAGCAAAAGUUUUUUUUUUUUCUUAACUUUUAAAAGUUAAAAAUCUAAAGUUAAAAAUAAGACUUAGUUUUUCCUAGUCCUAACAAGGUGUUAUUCUUGUAGUUGUUCUCUAGUUUAAAAUUCUCUAUGUGUAUCCCGUCUUUGACUUACUAGUUUCAUCUUGUUUGUUUUGUUUGCUUGUUAUAUUAUUUAUUUCUUGAUUUGUGAAUCUCUUUACCUUUAAAAUUAUUAUUUAAUUAAAAUGAGAAAUCCAUUUAUUUA
Molecule: messenger RNA, 5185 nt
Organism: Mytilus californianus (California mussel)
Lineage: Eukaryota; Metazoa; Mollusca; Bivalvia; Mytilida; Mytilidae
Product: tetraspanin-31-A-like
Exons: 6
Coding region: 93-782 (229 amino acids)
Cellular component (GO): membrane
Source: RefSeq, a predicted model, not a curated record